AUGAAGUAUGUUUGUGCUAUCAUCUCCGUGGGCGCGUCCCUUUUUGGACCAUUGAUGUUCGGUUUGACUUCUGGCUUCACUGGUCAAACGAUUGAUACUAUGCAAAAUGGAGUCACGAUGAGUGAUGGUACACCUAUUCAAGUUGGCCCCGAUGAUCACCUUUGGGUAUUCGGUAACACUACUGAAGGUUCUCUAUUCGGUUCAUUAGUCAACCUCGGUGCCAUGGGAGGUGCUAUACUGUUGGGUGGUCCUCUCAUUGAGAAGUUUGGCAGGAAGUGGGUUCUGUUCGGGUGCUCCCCCUGUUUCUUACUCUGUUACGUAUGGCAAUCAUUAGCUCAUACUUCUUGGCAGCUGUUGUUCGAGCGUGUGCUCGUUGGUUUCGUUGUUGGUGUGGAGUCUGUUGUAACUCCCACGUAUAUUGGCGAGGUAUCCCCGACUAAGAUUCGUGGUGCCUUGGGUGCCUGUAACCAGUUGUCUAUUACUAUCGGUAUUCUUAUCGCCUACGCCCUUGGUAUGGGGUUCAGAACGGAUGCAGGCUCUACUGAUCCAAACGCUAACUCGAGUACGUUCUGUCAGUGGCGUGAUGUGAGUUGGAUCUAUCUGAUACCCAGUGCCCUCCUUGGUAUUUGUGUAUUCUUUGUCCCUGAAUCCCCUCGUUGGUUGGCUGAGCAUAACCAUGCCGAUGCUGCCACGAGGGUUUUGUUAAGACUCCGUGGUUCUAAAACAGUUGAGGAGGAUCCCGAGAUUAUGGAAGAGGUUAAGGCUUACGAGGCCGAGGCUGAGCAGAAUGCCAAGAACGUUAAGGGUACCUGGAAGGAUACCGCCAUUUGGUCUUAUCACGCGUUGGGUCGUGCUAAGAUGCAGCUAUUUAUCGGAGUUAUUCUGCAAGUGUUACAGCAGCUAUCUGGUAUUAACGCUGUUAUUUUCUAUCAAACUACUAUCUUCCAGGCUGCAGGGUUGGAUAAUAAGGAGUCCAUGGCUCUUGCCGUCAUGGCAGUGCAAGUCAUUGUCACGUUCAUUGCUUGUAUUGUUAUGGAUAUGGCUGGUAGAAGAUUCCUGCUCGUAUUGGGAGCAGUUGGUAUGUGUAUAGCUGCUAUUUUAUUGGGUGUCUUCUUCUUCGAGCAAGAUAUCGAUGAUAAUGAUAUUGCGUGGUUGGCUCUGUUCGCUGCCUUCUUGUAUAUCGCAUCCUUCUCUAUUGGUGUUGGUGCCAUUCCGUGGUUGAUCAUGUCCGAAAUUUUCCCCAAUGAGGUGAGAGGUCUUGCAAGUUCUAUCGCGAGCGCUACGAAUUGGUUCUUUUCUUGGAUCGUCACCAUGUUCUUGGAUGACUACAGGGAGGCGAUUACCUAUCAAGGAGUCUUCUGGAGUUUUGCCUUCAUGUGUUUUGUCUUGGUUGUCUUCGUCCUGUUGUUCAUCCCGGAGACUAAGGGCCGAUCAUUCGAAGUGAUCCAGGCUUACUUUGAUGAGGGUCAUAUAAUAAACUGCCAGUGGUUGGAGAAGCGCAGAACCCGUCAAAAGCCCAUGGACAGCGACGACAAGGAUCAGCAGCCUGUCGAAGCCUCCAGUGAUAACACCGACAUGAAAGUCUCUACUGAAGGUUCUCCUUCAUCCAGCCUGCAAAAGGUGGAUGAGGCUGUGUAA
This is a messenger RNA of Perkinsus marinus ATCC 50983, 1638 nucleotides long. RefSeq names its product myo-inositol transporter, putative. Lineage: Eukaryota; Perkinsozoa; Perkinsida; Perkinsidae. Gene Ontology annotation, biological process: transmembrane transport. Gene Ontology annotation, cellular component: membrane. The record is from RefSeq and is a predicted model, not a curated record. Bases 1 to 1638 code for a protein of 545 amino acids. Gene Ontology annotation, molecular function: myo-inositol:proton symporter activity. The transcript has a single exon.